CAUAUAAAUACGAUGAGAAUUUGAAUCGUUCCUUCUUUUAUCAUUAAAUUCAUCUUUCUUUUUUUUUAUAAUCCCACCCAUUCAUUAAAAUGAAGAUUUCUGUUGCUUCCUUCCUUGUUUUGACUGCUGUCUGUGCUUCUGCAGUCUCUGCUUCUCCUGUUUCCACAAACAACAGUCUUGAGACAGUCAACAUUGAACAAUCCCUCAAUCUCGCUCCUUCUUUGGAUAAGCGUACUUUUGUUUGUCCCUGUCAAGCCAAUGAUAACCUCAUUAGUGUUCUUAUGGGUUCUUUCAAGGCUGAUCUUAAUGCUCGUAUUUUCUCUCCUAUCUCUGUCACUUUCUCUGAAAGAGCUGCUGCCUCCAUGGGUAUCUAUUCCUUCCUUGGUGGUGCUUUUGACAUUGGUAUGUCUACUCUCCAGUCCAUUGAAGCUUCCGCUAUUGCUAGCUUGAGAGCCUCCUUCAGUGCCAGUUUGGAAGCCCGUAUCAAUGCUGAAAUCUACGCUGAAAUUGAAGCCAAACUUCGUAGAAAGUGUGGUAACCGCAAAUUGACUGAUGAUAUGCUCAUUGCGAUCUUGGUUGAGAUCCAUGCUGAAGCUAGAACCUUGAUUCAAGCUCGUCUCCCCACGAUUAGUGCUGGUUUGCAAACUAAGGCCAAGAGCUGUGUUGGUUCUACUAUCUUUGGUAUCAGAAGAAAGGUUCCUGCCCACAUCAGAUCCAGAAUUGGUGCUAAUGGCCGUAUUCGUGGCUACGGUUAUGGUCGUCUCGGUGGCGGUUUCAGAGGUCAUGGUCACGGUCAUGCUGGUGCUAACGUAGGUGCUGGUGCUCACGUCGGUGCCGGUGUUGGUGCCGGUGCUCAUGGUUCUGCCAAGGGCAAUGUUCACGGUUCUGCCAAGGGCGAUGCUCACGGUUCUGUUAAGGGUGACGCUCAUGGUUCUGCCAAGGGCGAUGCUCACGGUUCUGUUAAGGGUGAUGCUCACGGUUCUGUUAAGGGUGAUGCUCAUGGUUCUGUCAAGGGCGAUGUUCACGGUUCUGCCAAGGGCAAUGUUCACGGUUCUGUUAAGGGUGAUGCUCAUGGUUCUGUCAAGGGCGAUGUUCACGGUUCUGCCAAGGGCAAUGUUCACGGUUCUGUUAAGGGUGAUGCUCAUGGUUCUGUCAAGGGCGAUGCUCAUGGUUCUGCCAAGGGCGAUGCUCAUGGUUCUGCCAAGGGCGAUGCUCAUGGUUCUGCCAAGGGCAAUGUUCACGGUUCUGCCAAGGGCAAUGUUCACGGUUCUGUUAAGGGUGAUGCUCAUGGUUCUGUCAAGGGCGAUGUUCACGGUUCUGCCAAGGGCAAUGUUCACGGUUCUGUUAAGGGUGAUGCUCAUGGUUCUGCCAAGGGCAAUGUUCACGGUUCUGCCAAGGGCAAUGUUCACGGUUCUGUUAAGGGUGAUGCUCAUGGUUCUGCCAAGGGCGAUGUUCAUGGUUCUGCCAAUGGCGAUGCUCAUGGUUCUGCCAAGGGCAAUGUUCACGGUUCUGUUAAGGGCGAAUCUGACUAUGGCUACGAAUACAACUUCAACACUGAAUUGGAAGGUAGCUUCAACGCCAAGGCUACCAUUGAUGCUUCUAUCAACACUGGUCUCAAGGGUUGUAACAACUGGAAUCACGAAUCCUUUGCCAAGAAGGUUAUUGCCUCUUUGUAAAUGAUCAACUCUUUUCCGUUUGAUUAAUGUAUAUAUUACUUGACUAUGCAUACAUAUACCUUUUUCUACGAUAACUAUCAUAUCUGUACUCUUUAUUUCUCUACAUCCUAUAUAAUCACUACAUCAAUGACUUGAAUAAAAAAAACACUUCAUUCUAAUUAC
Messenger RNA from Gilbertella persicaria, 1838 nucleotides. RefSeq lists its product as uncharacterized. NCBI's taxonomy places the organism in Eukaryota, Fungi, Mucoromycota, Mucoromycetes, Mucorales, Choanephoraceae. The coding region runs from base 90 to 1676 and encodes 528 amino acids. The record is from RefSeq and is a predicted model, not a curated record. The transcript is spliced from 2 exons.